Molecule: messenger RNA, 2692 nt
Organism: Orbicella faveolata
Lineage: Eukaryota; Metazoa; Cnidaria; Anthozoa; Scleractinia; Merulinidae
Biological process (GO): carbohydrate metabolic process
Molecular function (GO): polysaccharide binding; hydrolase activity, hydrolyzing O-glycosyl compounds
Source: RefSeq, a predicted model, not a curated record
CCUUGUAUUAAGAGUAAAUCACUUAAAUUUAGCUCACUCGCCAGGAAUCUUCAGUUUUUAAAACACUCCUUCUCUGGGAAGAAAGUCGCUUUUUGUCGACCAAGUCACUUUCCAAGCGAGAGUUGUACGUUUGUGAUAUGAGGCAGUUGUUACUGUUUCUGUGUCUCGCUUCGCUCGGCCAGAGCGAAGACAUACAAGUUCACCUGCUGGAGCAAUGGCCAAGUGGUUUCAAAAUGAAAAUUAACCAUGUCAUGUCUCAGAGCGUAACAGGAGGCUGGAGAAUGAGCCUCAAGUUUUCAAAGCGGGUGGGUCCAAUGCAAUUUCCGAACGCUCAUUGGCUGUCUGCUGACGAGGGGAAUAGGGUCUUCUGUUUGAAGAAUCGGCAAUACAACGCGGAUCUUCAGGCUGGAUCGAGGCUGCAGAUGGAGUUUAUUGGCCAAAAGGCCAUCAACAAUGAAGCAGCGCCAUCAGCAACUCUCGAGCUUCACCCAGGAAGGAAUGCCAAAUGCGAUAUGUCCCCACCCCCAACCGUCAUUCCGCCUGGAGCGACCCCUCCCGUGCAAGAAACAUCUACCGCCGAAUUGAUUGAAGACUGGCCCAAUGGAUUUAAGAUGAGUAUUAAUAUUCUUAUGCAGCAGAAGGUUGAAGGGGGAUGGAAAAUGACGCUAAGGUUCCCCAUUCCUGUUAACAGCCUUCAAACACCUAAAGCGCACAAGAAAUGGAGAUCUCAGGAUCGUAAGGUGUAUACACUGGAGAACCAACCUCAUAACGCUUUCCUUAAAAAAUGUUCCAAGCUUGAGAUGAUUAUCAUUGGAGAGAAAAAAAUGAACUCUGACGCACCAAGUGAAGCCGCAAUUGAAUUCCGCCGCAAAGAAAACUGGACUGGAGGUGGUGGAGGGGGAUGUGCUCCUAGUACUACUCAGCCACCGAUAACCACAGGGUCACCAACUACGACUAAAGCACCAGAGCCACCAACUACAACUGAACCACCAACAACCAAAGAGCCACCAACUACAACUGAACCACCAACAACCAAAGAGCCACCAACUACGACUGAAUCACCAACAACUACAGAGCCACCAACUACAGCUGAGCCACCAACAACCACAGAGCCAGCAACUACGGCUGGACCGCCAAAAACCACAGAGCCACCAACUACGGCUGAAGCGCCAACAACCACAGAACCACCAAUUACGACUGAAGCGCCGACCACAGGUCGACCUAUUAGUAAGCCCCCCAAAUACGACUAUGACUCAGUUCUUCACGACUCCAUUUUGUUUUACGAAGCCCAACGAUCAGGGAAACUUCCUAUUUCCAACCGAGUUCCCUGGCGAAAAGACUCGGCGCUGAAUGACCGCGGACAGAAUGGUGAGGAUUUAAGUGGUGGGUGGUACGAUGCCGGAGAUUACGUCAAGUUUGGGUUUCCAAUGGCGUUCAGUGUAACUAUGCUGUCGUGGGGUUUGGUUGAAUACAGAGAUGCUUAUGUAGAUGCUGGCGAGUUGAACUAUAUGUUAGAUUGCAUUAAGUGGCCAUUAGACUAUUUUAUGAAAGCGCACAUUAAACAGGAGGAAUUCUAUGGACAGGUUGGUGAUGGACACACCGACCACGCCUACUGGGGUAGACCAGAAGACAUGACGAUGGCGCGUCCAGCCUGGAAAAUUACUCCACAGAAACCAGGAUCCGACUUGGCUGCUGAAACUGCGGCCGCCCUGGCAGCCGCUUCCAUUGCCUUUCGCUUUUCAGAUGUAAGCUACUCCAUGAAACUACUCCAACAUGCGGCAGACCUUUACGAGUUUGCAGACAAAUACCGCGGGGUGUACAGUGAUUCCAUUCCUAACGCAGCCAGUUUUUACCGAUCCUUUAGUGGGUACAAGGACGAGCUUGUCUGGGGAGCAGCCUGGCUUUACAAGGCAACAAAAGAUAAAAAAUACCUUACAAAGGCCGAGCAGUAUUACAAACAAUUUGGUAUGAAUGGAAAGCCCUGGGCAUUUUCAUGGGACGACAAAAAAGCUGGCGUACAAGUCCUUCUGGCUGAGAUAACAAAGAAAGCUUCGUACAAGCAAGCUGUGGAUACAUUCAUCACAAGCUGGCUGCCUGGACACGAGGUACACUACACCCCAAAAGGCCUUGCGUGGCGAGAUCAGUGGGGUCCAAACCGCUACUCGGCCAACACAGCGUUCUUGGCACUAGUCGCCGCUGACCAAGGAGUAAAACCGUCUGCGUUCCGCGAAUUUGCAAAGAAGCAAAUUCAUUAUAUGCUGGGUGAUAGCGGGCGCAGUUUUGUAGUAGGAUUUGGUACCAAUCCACCAGAGAGGCCUCAUCAUCGGAGCAGUUCCUGCCCGCUCUCUCCAGUCCCUUGUAACUGGGAUAACUUUAACAGUCCAAGUGCCAACCCGCAGACUUUGUACGGCGCGUUAGUGGGAGGCCCGGGUAAGAAUGACGAGUAUACGGAUGACAGAAAGGAUUUUAUUAAGAACGAGGUGGCUACAGAUUACAAUGCCGGGUUCCAGUCUGCUGUGGCUGGGCUGAAACACUUAGCUCUUACAGGAGGACUUUGAGGGGAUUACAAAAUAAUCGGGUUACUUUAGAGUUUUUUAGUUGAAGGAAGUUUCACUCUUAAUCGCUACGUACACCAAUCUCUAGUCAGCUUUUAGCGAAAUAAAAAUGAUCAUUAUUGAGGUAAUUUCCAUCU